This is a messenger RNA of Musca domestica (house fly), 3775 nucleotides long. RefSeq lists its product as uncharacterized. Gene Ontology annotation, biological process: DNA integration. Gene Ontology annotation, molecular function: nucleic acid binding. Bases 119 to 3004 code for a protein of 961 amino acids. The record is from RefSeq and is a predicted model, not a curated record. The transcript has 2 exons. Lineage: Eukaryota; Metazoa; Arthropoda; Insecta; Diptera; Muscidae.
GUGGAAAGGGCCAGAAUGGCUGAUAAAAAAUGAAAAUGAAUGGCCCAAGUUAAAUCCGACAGUAGUGGCAGCAACGACAAAAAUUGCGGCAGUAGAAAAAAGCGUCUAUGACCAACUUAUGAAGUUGUCAUCAUUUAAAAAGCAGUUACGAGUCAUGGCUUAUAUUCUACGAUUUAUUAAAAAACUGAGAGGAAAUAAGGUAAAAGGUGAGCACUUAACUGCGGAAGAAAUAGAAGAGGCCGAAAUUGCUUUAAUCAAAAUGCACCAAGAAAUUGAAUGGCCGGCGGAAAUUAGUCAGCUAAAAACUUCAGGAGCAAUAAAUCAUCGAAGCAAUAUAGCAUCAUUGCAUCCGCAGCUCGACGAAUAUGGGGUUAUGCGAGUAGGAGGAAGACUGGGUUGGUCAGAGCUAACCUAUAACGAAAAGCAUCCAAUACUGAUUCAAAAAUCACGAUUAGCUGCGAAUAUUAUAAGGAGAGCUCAUAUGGAAACAUUGCAUGGAGGAAAUCGGCUGAUGGAAAAUGUUUUAAGGCGCAAAUAUUGGAUAAUCGGAGCCAAAAAUAGAAUAAAACUCUGCGUCAGGUGCUGUCCACGAUGUACGCGCUAUAGGGGAGAAGUACGAAAUCAGUUAAUGGGAAAUCUACCAAUGAGUAGAGUGAAUAUAAGUCAACCCUUUCAACAUUGCGGAAUAGACUACGCGGGUCCGUUUCAAAUACGAUGUUCGAAAACGAGAGGAACCAAGUCUAUGAAGGGUUACGUAGCAGUAUUUGUGUGCAUGGUGACGAAAGCGGUGCAUUUAGAGGCAGUUAGCGAGCUUACGGCAGAAGCAUUUUUAGCAGCGCUGAGAAGAUUCUUCGCAAGGAGAGGAAAAUCAAGCGAUUUAUAUUCCGACAACGGAACGAACUUUGUCGGGGCAUCAAGGCAGCUAGAUAAAGAUUAUAUAGAGGCGAUAAAAAGCAACAAUACGUUAGCGCCAAUUCUGGAGAAUGAACAAAUAAAAUGGCAUUUUAUCCCCCCGGCAGCUCCUCACUUCGGAGGAAUUUGGGAAGCUGCAGUUAAGUCAAUGAAAUACCAUCUUAAAAGAAUCAUUGGCGAGAUAAAAUUAACGUAUGAAGAGAUAAGCACGGUUCUAGCUCAAAUUGAAGCAGUUUUAAACUCAAGGCCGUUGCAUGAUCUUGGAAGCGGCACAGACUAUAUCGACACCUUAACGCCAGGGCAUUUCAUAGUUGGACGCCCGUUAUUAGAAGCUCCGGCGAAGAUCGAUGAAGGAAGUUUAGCAUGUGUGAGCAGGUGGAAACUGCUGCUACGAAUAAAAACCCACUUUUGGAGAAAGUGGAAAGAAGAAUAUUUGACUACUUUGCAAAAUCGCCCAAAAUGGAGAAAAGAAGAUCGCAAUCUGGAAGUGGGACAGAUCGUGCUGAUCAGAAAUGAAGAGACUCACCCAGCUCGUUGGCCAUUGGCGAGAGUGACUGAGGUACAACCGGGCAAAGAUGGAAUAGUGAGAGUAGUAACGUUGAAAACACAAAAUGGAGAAAUAAAAAGACCAGUACAUAAAUUAUGCCCAUUAGAGCAUGAAGAUGAGAGACCUGAAGAGGAAAAGGUAGAAGAUACGCAGAAAAAGGAGGUCGAAGUGAACUCAACAAAGAAGUUACCAAGAUUAACAGCAAAUUCCUUUGUGAUAUGGACUAUGAUGAUAAAUCUUUGUCUGAUUAUGACGACUAAGGCCUCAUCAGUAAAAGAAUUAAAUAGUUCGACGGCAAUAUAUCUUGAUCCAAUCUCUCAAAUCCACAUGGCCUCGUCUUCAUGGAACAUGAUUGUAUAUUUUGAAAUGAAAACGUACUUAGAAACACUGGAUCUUGCAUCCACAUUGCUCAACGCCUCUAAAGAAAUAUGUCCAAGGCUCCAAACAUUUGAAGACCAGUGCUGGUCGGUAAUAAACAAUAUGGAAUAUAAAGUAAACAAAAUCAAGGCGAAUAAUCGGCUUUUCAUGAGGGAUGAUAAACGGCAAAGAAGAGGAGCCCCUUUGAAGUUCAUAGGGUCUUUUCAACAUUGGGCAUUUGGUGUGAUGGACGACGAUGAUCGUGUGGCGAUGGAAAAUAAUAUGAGAAAUCUGUUAGCCAACCAGUACGACUUAAAAGAAUUGUCAAAAAAGCAGACAUCGAUAGUUGAUUCCACGGUCAAUCUGCUAAAAAGAACAACGGAGGAAGUCAAUUCGCACUUUGUGGAGAUAAAGUGCAAAAUUGAUAACAUAACCGCCACCAUGAACGAAAAUUACUUCGUUUAUAGAGAAUCUAUUCGUUUCUUUAUUAUAACUAAAGAAAUCCAUGAAUACAUAGACGAAUGUGACGAGGUGCUAAAGGAAGUCAUUAACCUGUUACUGGACAUUAAUAAUGGUCAUAUACACCCUGUGCUCAUAAGUCCGGAGAAAUUGCAGUCGGAAAUAUUUAAAAAUCGAAAUGAGCUGCCCACGAAAUAUGUUUUACCCGGAAAAUCUUCUGGUACAGAACUUAAGGAGGUUUUACAUUUGAUGAGGGGACGUGGAAUGUAUAUCGGCACACAAUUGGUGAUCGACUUGAAGAUACCUCUUUUCAACAGACAGUCAUCGCAGUUCUAUAGAGUAAUCCCGAUUCCAUUUGAACAUGACGGUGCGGUAUUGAUAGCAAGGAUAAGGUCGCCAUACAUCGUGUACAAUUUUGAAUUGGAUUCGUUCCACUAUCUGACACAAGUCAUGUUGAACGAAUGUAAAAACACAUUGGGAGAUGAGAUUGUAUGCGAAGAAAAUUUUCCCUGGCGAGAUGCGUCGACCAACAAUUGCGAACUGUCACCCCUGAGGCCGCGCAUCGAGAUAAACUGCACGUACGAUGAAGUUGAAAACAGUCCCUAUUGGAUACAGCUGAGGCAAAAGGGAAAUUGGCUUUUUAAGACGUUUAAGAAUGCAACGGCCCAUAUUAAGUGUUCCGAAAAGCAGCAAUCCAUCAUAGAACUUCCACAACAAGGACGUCAGUGAAGCCGACAAAGAAGCCAUAAAACCCCUUGGAAACGUAUUGGUGAAACAUCACAAUGAGAUCAGCCAGCUAAAGACGCUCGUGGACGAUUUGAAGAAGCAGAAACUAAAUUUAAGAGGUUUAGAAUUUCAUAAUUGGUCUGGUCACAUGUCAUUUAUUUUAGUUACCAUAGUAGUUAUAAUAUUGCUAACUCAGUUUAUAAGGAAAAUUAUAAUAAGGAGACGGAUAGCAGCAAUUCAGUUCCAAGGAAGGCCGAAUGUUUAAAUAAAGUAUCUGCCGGCCGGGAGAAUGUUCAUAAAAAUAUGAACAUGAAUCUUUCUUUUAUCUUGUCUAGCUUAGAAGAAGUAAUAAAAUAAUUAAGUGUCUUAGAUAAUAAAUUGUAAUGUAGAUCUGUCAUAAAUGUUAUUGCUUAUUUGCUAUAAAUUUUAUGUACUUAAGAUAGAAUUUUCAAUGUUAUCAAUUUCCAAGAAGUCAUUAAAUCCAUAUGUGAGUUUCCCAGCCAUUAAAUCCAUAUGUGAGUUUCCCAGCCAUUAAAUCCAUAUGUGUAACCUUCAUUGAUCAUGUACACUGGUGCAUACGAUAAGUUUUAUGAUAAUAAAGGUUGUGACCCACGCACGCACUUAUCUAUGCACACAGUAGGUAGAGAAGAUCACUGGAUUAAGAAAGAAGAGAUAAGAAUUAUUAUUAGGUUGCAUUAGGCUAAGUUCGAAUAACAUAUGUAGCUCUUAAGGACAAUAUUUUUUAAAUAAAAUUAGUACUCAACCAACAUCCAA